Molecule: messenger RNA, 1355 nt
Organism: Volvox carteri f. nagariensis
Lineage: Eukaryota; Viridiplantae; Chlorophyta; Chlorophyceae; Chlamydomonadales; Volvocaceae
Exons: 4
Coding region: 1-459 (152 amino acids)
Source: RefSeq, a predicted model, not a curated record
AUGGUAGUCCACCCAGGAAGGAUGUCCAAGGAUAUCACAUCUCUUACAGUAGCGCUGCAGUUGUCAUUAAGCAGCCCCUCGCACAAAUGUGUCCGGUCGUACUUCGCGAAUAAAAGCCUGGCCACAUUCUCUUCCUCGCAAACGUACUUGGGCACCUUACAAUCCAACACCAUACGUGCUUUAGAAACGCGGGCAGCUGCUUCACAAGGACCCCCCUAUUUAAGCAGCCUCUCGCACAAAUGUGUCCGGUCGUACUUCGCGAAGGCACCCCUUGGACAUGGUGAAGCAGGCAUUCAGCAGGUCUGGGUGUCCCUGCUGAUGCAACUACAGGAGCCACCACUGCAGGACAUCAGGCCAGAGUGGAUGUUGCAGCCCUGGGUCUCAGAUGUGGGUGGUGGAGACUGCAACAGCCAUGAUGGCAGCAAAGGCCGCCUCAAAGUGCAGACGUUCUCUGCCUGAUGCCGUCUUGACUGAAGCGGAUCUCCCCUUCAUGGAAAUAAAGGCGAAGGGGAAGGGGGGCAAGAAACGACGGCGGUAAUGGAUGCACGUUGACUUUGGGACGAACGCAUAUGUAAUGUGAUGGACAGCUGCAUAUGCAUGGUCUUCUUUUGUAGAAAUGGCUUUGCUUAGGGCUGAAGGCACGUUUGUAUCACAUGGUGGACAGGGUCUUGAGACGGCUUGGCUUAUAAGCAAAUCCGUAUCAAGACACUGCCCAUCACGUGAUAAGAACACGCCUUCCUGGUUAGGAUUGGAGGCGCGUCCAUAUGACGCGAUGGACAGGGGUAUAUAUUAUGAAAAGGCUUAAUUUUGGGCUGAAAGGGGCAUUCAUAUCAUGUGGUAUACAUGUUUCAUUUUAUGGAACCGGCUUCAUUUUGGGCUGAAAGGGGCCUUCAGAUCACGUGAUGUACAUGUUUCAUUUCAUGGAGACUGCUUCAUUUUGGACUGAAGGGGCCUUCAGAUCACGUGAUGCACACGGUUCUUUUUAUGGAGACUCCUUCGUUUUGGACUGAAGGAGCCUUCAUAUCACAUGAUGGACAUGGGCUCGUUUUAUGGAGACUCGUUCGUUUUGGACUGAAGGGGCAUUCAAACCGUAGGGGGCGUUCAUUCUGAGCUACCUUCAUUUGUAAUGAAGUGGUCUUCAUUCCAAAAUGAAUCUUGGCCCUGAAAUGAAUGGAUUAAAUGAAGGGAUGAAAUGAAUGUGAAUCGAAUCGUGAAUGAAGGUUCCUGGUUCCCAGAGUGCAAUGAGACCGCAUUUAAAUGUGCCAUGCACCCAGUAAAUCCGCCUUCAUGGGGUGCUGCUUCUUGAAGAAUCCUGACGUUAAUUAGUAUAUUUUGUUGUAAGCGAUAUGUUGGUG